This is a messenger RNA of Penicillium lagena, 420 nucleotides long. RefSeq lists its product as uncharacterized. NCBI's taxonomy places the organism in Eukaryota, Fungi, Ascomycota, Eurotiomycetes, Eurotiales, Aspergillaceae. The transcript has a single exon. The record is from RefSeq and is a predicted model, not a curated record. The coding region runs from base 1 to 420 and encodes 139 amino acids.
AUGCUCUGCAUGCUCUACAUUGAGGGAUCCCUCGCUUCAGGAUGGCCAUCCCUGUCCCUCCCCGAUCCAGGAAGCAGCCACACGUCGGCAGACGCAGUGAGUACCCGAGAAGGAAUAGGCGAUGGUCCUAGGGCAUCCCACGUGGCAGAGAGGGGGCAGAGAGAUCGUGAGAUGACUGGUGUGCACUCUCUUCCCCACACGCUGCUGUCUGGGGUCGGCCGCAUGCUUUACUGUCAUAGUUUCGAGACGAGGGCACUAACCAACCAUUUCAGCGGAAGGGCUGGAUUCUUGUUAAUAUGGUUAUUAUUCCGACCGCAAAUACGAGGGCCUCCCCAAACUAUCACCAGCGCUAUCGGCACGCAAGGGGGGGGCCAGGCCGUGAUGGCCCUGGUAGACUUUUCUCUUCAGGUCCGUGGCUAA